CUCGCAACUUUCGCAGGAAAUCGUCGCGUAAUAUAGAGUCAAAAUAAGGUUUAAAAUGCGUGUUAAUUUAAUGAGCAAUUCCAUUAAGCAGGUGUUCCAGACCAACAGAAAUGAAAAACAUUGGCAGUUUUCAUUUAUGCAGCCUUCAUGUAAUGAAAUACAAAUAUCCAUAAAAGAGAGCAUCUUGUGUAAAUACAAAUUAAGAGAACUUCCUUCGCUCAACUUAAGGACAGAUACGACCAAUUGAAAUUAAAAACUUUACCAAAAUCCAUUUAACCAUGCUCUGGAAAGCCAUUUAACUCGGAUCUUUUGAAUUAAAAUACACUGAUGUAAUACCAUAAACAUAAAAGUCUGAAAUUUUUCGCAAUUUAAGAUAGCUUCAAGUGAUCACAGAGAAGGUGACAGUUAAUUGAUUUUUUCUUCGUCUGCCAAGGUUGAUGGGGAGUCAGGUUUCUGUGACGGAAAGUAAAACUGAUUUUGUUGGUGUUUGCAAUAUUAUUGGUAGAGACAGCACGAAUUUGCAUUGGGUUAAAAAAAGAAGUCUCAGAUCAGCUCGUUCGUAAAGUACUUAAAGAGAAAAGUUGCCUACCAUUUUUAUUUAUUCCGAAAAAAUGGAAUAUGUCAGUUUCCUUACCAAAUCAAUCCAAGUGAUGGAUGGUGUUAAAUGGGACUUGCAACCAGCUGCGAGUACAAAAGCAAAAUUUUGUGUGAAUGGACUUAAACCGUUUUUUAGCCCACGCUAAACCCAGUAAGCCAACAAAGACACAAGCAAAUUAAAAGAUAUUAUCUCAAGCAGUUAUAUGUUCACUAUGCACCUGUCUCUGUUUUAAUAUUCUCCUAGAUAAUCCACUUUUAAGGUGCUUCAAUGCUUCUGUGGUCAUUGCGUGGCCUAGGACAUAGAAUUUUGUGUGUGACAUUCGUUUGACAUCAAACAAGAUGCUCCGUAAUUAAAGUGUGGCAUGUAUUUAUUCCACUACUUGAAUUCAUCACAGGGCGAGGGAGGGACGCUUGCUGUUCACCUGUAGCCAGCUUUUGCCACUUAACUCGGCUCUUAUCUUUUUUGAUAGAUACUUGUGGGAUUCACGUUCUCGUGUUUAAAUGGAGAAAGCGGCUAUCAAAGAGGUUCAAGGCCUUUCCUAUCCCAACAUGACUGCUAACCUGUCCUCAGGAGAUCUGGUGUCCGAGAGCGGGUGUUUCCACGGGGAUUCAGUGGCCAUCAAAGUCGCUCGUAUUCUUCCAUAUUGCCUCAUAAUCAUCGUAUCUCUGAUUGGAAACUCCAUGGUUAUCGCUGUUGUGCGAAAGAACAAGCGCAUGCGGACCACUGUGAAUUUCUACAUUGUUAACAUGGCCGUUGCGGAUCUGAUGAUCACAUUGUACAUGCCUAGGAUGUUCACUAUGGCGAUGUUUGGCUUCGAAUGGGUCGUCGAUGGAACCGCUGGGCUUGUCUUCUGCAAGCUCUCCAUCCUCCUCAAUCAAACGCCGAUGAUAGUUUCUAUCUUUACGGUGGUCGCUAUCAGCUUUGAUCGCUUUAAUGCUGUGGUCUUUCCCCUGCGAACAUUUGUCUCUGCGCGACUUUGCAAAAUCGUCAUAGCAUGCAUGUGGCUUCUUGCAUUGGCUUUUCGCAUUCCCAGCGUUUACGCCGUGCGAACGAUGAUUGGUCAGGAUGGAAAACUGUACUGCAAUCUUCUCCUUGAUGACACAUUCGGCGAGGUAGCCAAAAAAGUUUACUAUCAUUUUAACAUGAUAGCAAUCUUCUCAAUUCCUCUUCUUACGAUUAUGAUCUUGUACACCGCCAUAAUUGUCACUUUGAAAAGACGAAAAGCUCCCGGUCUUACACCUGAAAAUUCGUCCAACAACAGCGAAGGGUUCCGACGUAGAGAAGUUGUCAAAAAGAAAGUCCUUCGCUUGGUAUCCAUCGUAGUCAUCGCCUUUGUACUCUGUUGGUUUCUGUAUUACGUUAGACUCAGCAUGUAUGCCUACGGACACGAUCUUCCCUGUGACUGGCUACAUGUGCGACUUGUCCUGGCUCAUUUUAACAGCGCUUUAAAUCCAUGUUUGUACGCCGUUUUCAGCGAAAACUACCGCAGGGGGUUCAAAAAGAUUGUAGUCCGAUUUUACUGCCGAAGAAAGCGCUCUUCGAGUCAGAGUGGAGAUUCGCUAGGAUCCCUUAGAAGAAGGCAACCAGCUUGGGACAGUAAUGGUAGCAUAAGCAUUCGGAUCGAAAAGGAAAUUCAAAAAAUUUCUUCCUUAUAACCUUGCGGUAUCUCUGCUAAAGAAAGCAGCGGAAAAGGCCGAUUUGGCGGGUUAAAACUGCCGCAGAUGGCUUUUAAUAAGUUAUUCGGUAAACCACGUAUAUUUAGCGUGACCUUUUUAUUAGGCGCUGACAUAGAGAGGAUAUUCGAAUGUACAUGUUCUUGUUGGGUGCAAAAUUUUAUCAAUCACAGCCCUCAUUGAUAUAUGAAGCUAUUUAUAAAGCAAAAUGUUAUUCGGGAAAAAAAAAUCUGGAUGAUUUUAUCAUCAGCAAGGAACGAAGUUCAUUCAUAGUAUGGAUUUUGUAAUAUUUGUUCAAAGGAUUUUAAUGUAAAUCGCCUUAUAAACCGCUUUAAAAGCUGGCAACUCCAAAACUCUGUGAUGUGAAUUCAAAAUCCGUUCAAAUAACAACCAGCGUUUUUAAAGGUGUCAGACUAAUACUGUCUUCCUGAAAAAAUUACGCACGGAAGUAUUUGCAUAAGAAAAAAGCCACAUAGGGACAAAUUUUAUGACGUUUUUUCUGCAAACCGUUUGACUGGAACCUAUAUUUGAAAUGUUGACUCUUCAGUAUUUCAUACAAUUUCAAAAACCAAUAUGUAAUGUUAUGAAUGUUAUUACAGUGUACCAAACUAAACUGAACGGAAAUUACGUUUAGUCACGGCUGCUUCAUUUGAAGAAAUUUUUAGACUUGACAAAGAGAAAAAAAAUAUGACAAAUUUAACUUGUCAAUAUUUACUUAUGCAAACACAUUUUUCCUUGUUUGAUGGACAUGACUUUAUAUAGAGUUGUGUUUUUGUUUGUUUUUGGAAAUGUAAAUCAAUUUCAUUUUUUUUAAGCUAACAGCAUGGGCGUGGACAUGGAAUAAUUCAAAACGAACUAAAGCUAUAAUCGAUCAAUGUAUUUAUACAAUUUGUGCGCAAAAUUGUUAAUGCUUUGACACGGAAUAAAUUGUGUGUGUAGAGACGUCAAUGCUUCGACACGGAAUAAAAUAAUUACUUGACCGUUGUGUGACAGGUUUUGCAACAAGAAGCAUUAAGUGAUUGCUUAAAAACACAACAACGACAGUAAAAUGUUAAUAUUGAUGUAAGUUGCCCCUUUCUUUGCCGAGAGAUCUGGGAACAAAAUUGGCUCAUUUCAUGGCUUGGGUUUAAACUCACUGCAUUUGCUUUUGGUUAGUUUACUUUAAAAUUGAGUGAUUUUAAGAAAACGCAUGCAACCUUAAAACUUUUCACACGGCCAAUAAGAAAGUAAUACAGUCAGCUAAACUUGCACAUUCAAACCAGUAUAAAAAAAAAAUAAAAAAAUAACGAAGGAAAAGAAAAGUCUUAUCAAAGUGCUUAUUAAUAUUCAUACUCAGCAACUAAAGAUACGUGAAGUUAAUUUAAAUACCUUUCGUAUUUCGUUGUCCUCUUUGUUACUUUAUGAUAAUUGCUUUCUGUGUUAGUAAAAUAUAGUGACAUAAAUGAUUUUACACGGUAACUCUUGAUAGAAAUAAUUUUAUGUUAUUGUACAUCAUUGUACCAUACAUUGUGCAAAAUUUCUCAUUUGUCCAGUACAAAAAUAUUAUCUAAAGUGCUUCUUUUCCCAUUCCACGGGCCUUUCCACCUUCAGGAAUGAUACCUAUAGAUAAUUGCAUGUUUUGUGUCAGUGUAAGUAACUAAAAUAAUAAUAAAAAAUAACUAAUAAAAUCAGGUAGAUUAGUAUAUUUUGCGUGUUUGUUUGCAAUGUUAAAUGCAAAGCCUAAUUCCAUUUUUUUACGCUACAUAUGGGAUGUCCCAAUACAAUA
This is a messenger RNA of Orbicella faveolata, 4036 nucleotides long. RefSeq names its product substance-K receptor-like. Gene Ontology annotation, cellular component: plasma membrane. Gene Ontology annotation, biological process: G protein-coupled receptor signaling pathway. NCBI's taxonomy places the organism in Eukaryota, Metazoa, Cnidaria, Anthozoa, Scleractinia, Merulinidae. Gene Ontology annotation, molecular function: G protein-coupled receptor activity. The record is from RefSeq and is a predicted model, not a curated record.